AUGCUCGUCCUCCACGACCCCGACUGCCUCCUCCACUCCACGGUUGAGUUCAUCGGUGCCGCAGCCAUCCCGGCCCACGAAAGCCCCGAGCGCCUCAAGUCCAUUCUAGCGACGCUCGAGCCUUCGCCUCUGCACGACGUUCACCACCUCAGCUACACCAACCUCCCUUCUUCCGCCAAGAAGGCGCUCCUCACAACCAUCACAGCCAACCAUGACACCGGCUACCUGCAGCACCUCGAGACUGUCUUCUCCGACUGGCGCGACCAUGACCUCGUGCCUGCCGACGGCUCCAUCCUGCCCGAAUGCUGGCGCUUCCCGACCUCGAUCGCCAACUACAACGUCAAUCCCCAGCCGCCGCGCGACAUCUACGCGCGCGCUGGCUUCUACGCCUUUGACAUGUCUUCAGGAAUCAUGAAGGACACAUGGGCCAGCACCAUCGCCUCCGCCAACCUGGCCUACCAAGGCGUGCAGACCUUGUUCCCUCCAAAGUAUCCUACUCCGGUCCUCCAAGAUGAGACUACAGCGGGCCCGGCGCCGCCUCCCCUAAACACACUCCUAACGCUCUGCCGCCCGCCGGGCCACCACUGCGACGGCGCCCGCGCCGGCGGCUACUGCUACAUCAACAACGUCGCCGUCGCCAUUAGCACGUACCGCACGACGCAGCAGCACCCCGACACGCGCGUCGCCGUCCUCGACCUCGACUUCCACCACGGCAACGGCACGCAGGAGCUCUACUACGCCGAUCCCUCGGUCCUGUACGUCAGCAUCCACGGCCAGGAUGAAUUCCCCUACUACACCGGCGCGGAAUCCGAAGUCGGCAUCGGCGCCGGCGAGGGCUUCAACGUCAAUUUACCCCUGCCCGUGGACGCGAGCGUCGAUGCGUAUCUCGACAAAUUGGCGCUGGCAGUGCAGAGGAUCAGGGAGUACAAGCCCGCGUUUGUGGUGGUGAGUCUGGGCUUUGAUACGUAUGAGACGGAUCCGAUUGGGAAGUUUCGCAUUGCGACGGAGGAUUAUGAGGGGAUUGCGAGGCGGGCGAGGGAGGCGCUGGCGAGAGAUGGGGUUGGCGAGUGUAAGAGUUUGGUGGUGCUGGAGGGUGGGUAUGUGGUUGAGAAGCUGGGGGUGAAUUUGUUGAGCUGGCUGAAGGGCUGGGAGAGCCCGGCCGAACAGGAGACGUGA
Messenger RNA from Cyphellophora europaea CBS 101466, 1176 nucleotides. RefSeq lists its product as uncharacterized. NCBI's taxonomy places the organism in Eukaryota, Fungi, Ascomycota, Eurotiomycetes, Chaetothyriales, Cyphellophoraceae. The transcript has a single exon. Bases 1 to 1176 code for a protein of 391 amino acids. The record is from RefSeq and is a predicted model, not a curated record.